AUGAAGGCGUCUCGACAGGACGUCUCUCCGUCGCUUCCCAAAGUGCCCAUUGCUCGCUUGGUAGGCCACGAUGGUCCUAUCCAACAGGUUCAAUUUGCCGCUAUUGUAUGCAUGGAGCCCAUUGAUGACACGUACCUCGCGCUUGGACAGAAAGAGACACUCUUGACGACAACCGACGUACAAUAUUCCUUCACUUUGACCUGA
Seminavis robusta is the source of this 204-nucleotide messenger RNA. NCBI's taxonomy places the organism in Eukaryota, Bacillariophyta, Bacillariophyceae, Naviculales, Naviculaceae. The record is from the annotation of a GenBank genome assembly.